Molecule: messenger RNA, 1695 nt
Organism: Cylindrotheca closterium
Lineage: Eukaryota; Bacillariophyta; Bacillariophyceae; Bacillariales; Bacillariaceae
Source: the annotation of a GenBank genome assembly
AUGAGAAGUAUCCGCUCGGCACUAUCAUCUCUACUCUACUUGUGUUCUGGAUGGCUGCUAUGUUGGGUGUUGGUUGUGGCUCCGCGAGACAUUGCUUUGUCGUCAUUGUUGCCAAAUGAAGACAACAAUCAUAAUAAUAAUCACGAUGGACCAUCCAAAUCAUCUUCGUGGAAAGUAAUGACAGUUUCACCACCAUCACCGCCAUCACCACCAUCAUUAUCGUCGAUGAAGAAUCAUUCCGUCUUACAUGACAUUUUGGCACGUCGACCAAACUGGAGACGAGACUUUGAACUCGAGGCAUGGCUUCCCAAAUGGCGUCGAAAUAAUGUGGAGCAACGGACCGCGAUGACUCAGCAGCACCAGUAUUACAACAGCACCUUUCCUCUAUCGCAACAAGAGGAAGCAACGCACGAUGAUUUCUUUUGGAACCAUGUUGUUGUUGGCCAUAAUGGCAAUACCAAUAAUUCGAAUGAUUCGUUUGCCUUUGCCAAUGCCAACAUUGGAUUGGGACACCGCCUCGCACAAUUGUCCUAUUCGUGGACCUGCCAAAUCGUCCCUCAUCAGCAACAGCAACUUAUUCAUUGGGUGACUGGUGGUCUGGAUGAUAAUCGUGGUUGGCAUUAUCUCUUUCAAGACUCUCCCGUGUUGGCAGGAGUUCCAAGACAUUGGCACAAGGGCAAACCAUCUUUGGAAAAGAUCCAAGCCCAUCGAGAACAACAUGACGAAUCAUCAUCGUCAUCAUCAUCAUCGUCAUCAUCGGCUUGUCAAGACUACAGUACCUACUUUCCCUUGGAUUGUGAUGAAACCUGCAAAGGAUUCAAACAUCCAAGAGAUUUGUGGUUUUUGCGAUUUGCCCAAGAACCAUCGGCCCAAGAGUUUUAUCAAUUGUUGAGAGCCCAAACCCAACCACGCAUCAAGGAACGAGUUGCCAGGUAUAUGGACCAUCAUUGGCCUUCUUCGAAACUAGUCAUCGGAGUUCACAUUCGAGCUGGGAAUGGAAAAGAUGAUGGACUCGGUCAUUUUGAUUUGGUACAACGCGGGGAUUGGUUGGCCAAGGAUUUGCCAAAGGCUGUCACUAUGAUACGACAGCACAUUCGAAUGGUCGCUUCUUCUGUUUUGGAUCGAUACACUACUAUGGGAGGGGGGUCCUACUACAAAAGCAAUGCCAAUGAUGACAAUGAGGCUGCGAUAGACAACUACUAUCAAGUGUUUUUGGCUACGGAUACGGAAAAGGUAUUGGCCGAGUUCCGCAAACAGGAUCCAUCCGUCCUUACAUUGGAACAAGAACGUCCCAAGGAUGGUGUAGCAAUCUUUCAAAGUGCCACUUGUCAGAAGGGAUCCAAUCCAGUAGACUGCGCUCUUGAAACCCAAGAGAAUAUGCUAGUGGACGCUCUCUUAUUAUCGUCGGCCGACGUUCUACUGGCCGAGAGUUUUUCGAAUUUUCUGUACAGCCUUCCAGCGACCUUGGCUCUGGCCGAAGGCAAGAUUUUCUGUCAAGCGGGACGAGCAGCGUUGGGGGGCAAAUACAUCACGCAAGAUGACCGUCAGGCAAGUUUAUUGGGAGAUCCGAAAUGGUGGGCAAGUCCACCGCCCAAUGUCAUGCCCGUACGGUGCCAAACGUCUGCUUGGGCGGCACGGGAUCGAUUCAACUUUCACAACUUUCCCGAUGUCAUGGCAAGAACAGGAGUAGUAUGA